AUUCAACACACAAUCUGUCAUUUGAUUUCGAGGUUAUGUUUUGUUUAUAAGACGAUAGAGCUGAAAUUCCUCUCGAAGAGUAACUGAAAUAAAGAAUAGUAGUUCAGUCAUUUAUACUACAACGCUUAUUACCACAAAUUGGAAUCAUGCUUGAUAAAAUUCUUUAUAACACGGUUUUAUCACAAACGCUCUCACCUUGCGGAAAAUAUUUGAUCGCCGGCAAUAUUUACAGCCAGUUAGCCGUUUACGAUCUGGACCGAAUACUCAAUCCUGUUGUCGAACUUCUAACAUCUGAUUACAACAAGCCGAAAUACAUUCACACUCUCGAAUCUGGUAGCCAAAUAUGCAGUCUAGCGAGUACAGAGAAGUUUUUAAUAGUUGGUACUGUAAAUGAAAUAUCAGGUUGGGAUUGGAAGAAUGCAGUAAGUUCAAAGCUGAGUAAACCUUCUUGGGUUAUCAGAAUACCGUCGCGAUCGUCUAUGGAACAGACUGAUGUGAAUAGUCUUUGGCUAUCUGAGGAUGAAUCAAAGCUAUAUGCUGGUUGUGGUGAUAACAACAUAUAUGUUUUCGAUUUGGAAGAUGGGAGACUAGUGUCCACAUUCAAGGGUCACAAUAAUUUUAUUCAUGCCAUUGAUGGAAGGCAACAACAACUAAUCACAGCCAGUGAGGAUGGGUGUGUGAUGCUCUGGGAUACUCGUACCAGUUCCAACCACAACAAGUUAGAGCCCCACAAUAAUAGCAAAGUCAGCCGGCCUGAAAUUGGCAAGUGGGUUGGAUCUGUAGCCCUUGGAGAGGAUUGGAUUGUCUGCGGUGGAGGCCCGCGGCUGGCACUUUGGCAUUUGCGCUCUUUGGAUGCUGUCACAGUCUUCGACAUUCCCGACCAUGGCAUCCACGUUUCCUUCUUCCACGACGACUCUGUCUUCGCCGGAGGAGCAGCCAAACAUUUUUAUCAGCUUAGUUACUCUGGAGAAGUUAAGGUGGAACUACCAGUAUCAGCUACCACAGUCUACUCUGCAGUCUUAAGAACUAAUCCCAAGGUGCUGGCCAUCGCUGGCUCCAGCCCUGAGAUAGAUCUAUGCACCACCUUCAACUACAGAGAUCAAGUUCUUCAUUUUCGAUAGGUAAGCUACAUAGUUAAAUAUCUGGACAAAUAAGUUAAUUUUAUAAUAAAA
Messenger RNA from Spodoptera exigua (beet armyworm), 1172 nucleotides. Lineage: Eukaryota; Metazoa; Arthropoda; Insecta; Lepidoptera; Noctuidae. The record is from the annotation of a GenBank genome assembly.